AUGCAAACUUUUGGCAACGGCGCCCCAAAUGGCUACUCAUUCCAAUACUCCAACUGUACCGGCAAACGCAAGGCUCUCCUGAUCGGAAUCAAUUACUUUGGCCAGAAGGGCCAGCUCCGGGGUUGCAUCAACGAUGUUAAGAACAUGUCCAACUACCUCAUGGAGGCCUUUGGUUAUAAGCGCGAAGACAUGGUCACCUUGACCGAUGAUCAGCAGAACCCAAUGAGCCAGCCUACCAAACAAAACAUCUUGCGCGCUAUGCACUGGUUGGUCAAGGACGCCCAGCCCAAUGACUCGCUCUUCUUCCACUACUCUGGUCAUGGUGGUCAGACUGAAGAUCUCGAUGGCGAUGAAGAAGACGGCUACGACGAAGUCAUCUACCCUGUCGACUUCCGCCAAGCAGGUCACAUUGUUGACGACGAGAUGCAUUUCAUCAUGGUCAAGAAUCUCGCCGCCGGUGUGCGACUAACUGCCAUCUUCGACUCGUGCCACUCAGGCUCCGCUCUGGAUCUACCAUACAUCUAUUCCACCCAAGGCGUGCUCAAGGAGCCUAACCUUGCCAAAGAAGCUGGCCAGGGCCUGCUGGGCAUCGUCAGCAGCUACGCUCGUGGCGACAUUGGCGGCAUGGCAAGCACUGCUAUGGGCUUGUUCAAGAAGGUCACCAGGGGCAAUGACAGCUAUGAACAAAACAAGCGCACAAAGACUUCUCCGGGAGAUGUUAUCAUGUGGAGUGGCAGUAAAGACGAUCAGACUUCAGCUGAUGCCUCCAUUGCUGGUCAAGCGACUGGUGCAAUGUCUUGGGCCUUCAUUGGCGCUCUGAGGAAGAACCCUCAGCAAAGUUACGUUCAAUUGCUGAACAGCAUUCGUGACGAGCUCCAAGGACAAUACAGCCAGAAACCUCAAUUGAGUGCCAGUCAUCCAAUCGACACAAACCUUCUUUAUGUCAUGUAA
Aureobasidium melanogenum CBS 110374 is the source of this 951-nucleotide messenger RNA. RefSeq names its product peptidase C14. Gene Ontology annotation, molecular function: cysteine-type endopeptidase activity. The record is from RefSeq and is a predicted model, not a curated record. The transcript has 3 exons. The coding region runs from base 1 to 951 and encodes 316 amino acids. Gene Ontology annotation, biological process: proteolysis. NCBI's taxonomy places the organism in Eukaryota, Fungi, Ascomycota, Dothideomycetes, Dothideales, Saccotheciaceae.